This is a messenger RNA of Paraglomus brasilianum, 753 nucleotides long. The record is from the annotation of a GenBank genome assembly. Lineage: Eukaryota; Fungi; Glomeromycota; Glomeromycetes; Paraglomerales; Paraglomeraceae.
AUGGGUGUAAAGAACUCAACUACUGCUGGAACUAACCUCACUGCGCGUCGGGCAAAGGGCCGAGGUCAAGACAUGGAUGGCACUAUGAACGGGCGGAGUAGUACUGAGAAUGUUAUUAAACGAGUGCGUAAACCGAAGAUGGAAGAAUCAUCUGGAUUCUCUUUAGAACGAUGUAUUCAGUGGUUUGAAGAUUACAAAGAUUCCGAAGACAUAGAGGACAGAAUUGGUCCCAAUGGUAUGGAAAAAUGGUUCAAGGAUCUUGGAACUAAUACCAAUAGUGUACAUAUUAUACUGAUCUCAUGGAGAUUGAAUGUAUCUAAAUUCGGAUAUAUAACACGAGGAGAGUGGACGUCGGCAUUCGGGGCUUGGGGUAUUGAUUCCAAUGACAAGCUAAUAUCAAAAUUUCCUGAACUCGAAGCGGCAUUGAGGAAUCCAGAGCAAUUGAAGGACAUUUACAGAAACACAUUCAACUACUCAAAAGAGGACAACCAAAGAAGUGUUGGUGUGGAGGUUGCAAUAGAAAUGUGGAAGUUGCUGCUAAGUAAUAACUAUUCGCAUGUCAAUCACCUUGUACAAUUCCUCGAGAAAAAGAAACCAGUAAAAGUAAUCACCAAAGACCAAUGGAUUAGUCUAUGGGCAUUUGUGAACAAUGUCUGCGAAGAUUGCAGUAAUUACGAUCCAACUUCUGCUUGGCCAGUUUUGUUCGAUGAAUAUGUGGAAUGGCGAAAUGAACAAUCAGGAUCAAAUGGAUAA